GAAGAAGCACUGGACCAAGGGUCAUUCGGGCUUGUGGACUGGCAGAAUGUUCUCCUGGGCACUGGUCGUGUGCCUGGUUGCUCUGAGCCACUGUGCUCUUGCAGCAAAAGUCUGUCCCAGGCCCCCAGAAGUGCUCUUUGCCACAGUUAAUGUGGACAAGAGCGUGUACGACGUGGGGGAGUCAGUGGAGUACACCUGCAGGCCUGGCUUUGUCCCCAACAAUGGCCAGAGGAAGUACACCUGCCUCCCGACGGGCAAGUGGCCUCUCAACACCCUGCUGUGCCUACCGAAGAGAUGUCCCAAUCCUGGACCCUUGCAGAAUGGAAAAAUUGAUUCUAUAGACCACCACUAUCAGAGUUCUUUGAGCUUUUCAUGUGAUCCAGGUUACACCCUCGUUGGGACAAGAACGAGCCAAUGCAUGGCAGAUGGAAAGUGGAGUGGCAUUUUCCCACAGUGUCAACCUGUGACUUGUGCACCUCCCUCACUUCCUGAAUUUGGAACCCUUUCUUACCGCCUCUCCAAACCUGGAAACACUUCUCGUUUCCUGGACACAAUCACUUUUGAAUGUGUACCUCCCCUGGCACUCAUUGGGAAUGAGACAGCCACCUGCACGGCCAACGGGAGCUGGAGCAGCAUUCCUGAGUGCAAGGUUGUCACAUGCCCCACCCCAGCAGGAAUAGAAAAUGGUUUCCUGGAGUUUGUUGCUCGUCGAACCUACCACUACAACGAAAGCGUCAGCUUCGGCUGCCAGCCCAGCUACGUGCUGGAGGGCCCCAAGCACUCCCGAUGUGAAAAGACUGGAAACUGGUCCACAAAGCCCACCUGCAGAGGCCCAUGCAAAAUACCAGUUAAGAAAGCUGUAGUAUUAUAUAAUGGUGAGAAGAAAAGAGUUCAAAAUGACCUUAAGGAUGGCAUUCAGCAUGGUGAAACUGUAUCCUUCUUCUGCAAGAAUAAAGAAAAAUCCUGUGCCUAUACUGUGGAUGUUCCAUGUGUGGAUGGCAACCUUACUCUCCCUGCCUGUUUCAAAGAACGUGGCUUUUUUUCAACUCUUGUGAAGAAGGACCCAUCAGACAUGAAACCAUGUGAAGUUGAAGAGUGAAUCAGAGCAGCAAUACAGCACUAAAUUUCUGCCUUACUGAGACAAAACGUUCCAUGCCAGAGAGGAAAACUGAGGUCCUGUGAGUGUAGAUCCCCAGGUCAACUCUGGACUCGUUGGGAAUCCAGUCUCUGCUGUUUUCCCUACCACCAUCUCUACCAGCUUCUUUCACAAGCUAUGGCACAUUAUUUCAGCCAUUAACUUCCAUCCUCUUUUCUCUGCCUUCUUCAAAAUCCCCACAAUACUGCUUCUUUUCCUGCCUUUCCAACAUUCAUGCAACUCUAAAUGACUUACUCAACAGCAGUCCCAUUGCAAUAAAGUGAUUUUCUGCCA
Messenger RNA from Apus apus (common swift), 1429 nucleotides. RefSeq names its product apolipoprotein H (gene APOH). NCBI's taxonomy places the organism in Eukaryota, Metazoa, Chordata, Aves, Apodiformes, Apodidae. Bases 47 to 1099 code for a protein of 350 amino acids. The record is from RefSeq and is a predicted model, not a curated record. The transcript is spliced from 8 exons.